UCCAAAAACAAAAUGUCUGAGCCAGUUGAUGAUAUGCCUAUUCAACCCAAAAACACUCCAAUUACUCAAUCUUCAUCACAUUCAAACGGAUCAUUUGGCACAGUUUUCAUUAUCCUUGCUGUGAUUUUAGUUAUAUCUCUUAUUUCUUGUGUAAUUGAACGUAUUUGUAACAAAAGAAGAAAUGGAGAUCAUCAUCACCACUCACCUAAACAACGCCAUGAAAUUCAUACUAAAGGUAGAGAAGGCCAUCAUGAUAUAGAAUAUGGUAGCGAUAAUAAGAGAAUUCCAAAUUCAAAAGUGGCUGCAUCUAAUGGAGAUCAUUCAAAUAUUCCUACUAGUUCUAUGUCAUUUGACGAUAUUGGACCUCAUGGUAAAGGAGGGGUGAGGUUUGCCGAAGAUCAUUAGAAUUUACGAGUUCUAAUGUGGUUGUAAAUAAAAAUAUAUUUAGUCCAUUAACAAUGUUUGUAUUUACUUUUUGAGAUUCAAGUAUGAAAAUGUCUCUAAAUAAGUGUAUAAUUACCAAAAUUACAGUAACUACUUAAUUAUUGUAACUACAACUAGAAUAACUAACCAAUUAAUACUCUAAUAUGUCCAACUCAUGAUUCAAUUUUAAAGGGGUUAGAUUAUGAUG
This is a messenger RNA of Solanum lycopersicum (tomato), 631 nucleotides long. NCBI's taxonomy places the organism in Eukaryota, Viridiplantae, Streptophyta, Magnoliopsida, Solanales, Solanaceae. The record is from RefSeq and is a predicted model, not a curated record.